CUGUCAAAGCAAACGUCAUUUUAGGCGAAUCAAAACAAAAAUUGGAGCGAAAAUUAAAAAAAUUAAGGAAAUUUUAUACUUUUUGAGACAAAAAAACAUUUAAAACUAAUUUUUUACACAAUGAUGAGUAUCUGCGAUCAAAGAACAAACAAACGCAAGUUCGAUGAAGUCGAAGAUGCCAAUUCCGAUGGAUGGGGAGUGCAACAAAAAUAUUUCGUGAAUCAACGCCUUGUCAAUCUGAAUGACGAACAAAAAAUGGUCAAAAUUCAUCAAAAAACGCUCCAAUUGCUUUUUGAUGGAGCCAAGAAGAUGUCGGAUCAAUUUCUGAGUUACAAUAAAACCAUCAGACUUUCCGGAAAUGGGCAGAUACGAGUGAUUCAGGGAUAUGAACACAUCAAGAUACCAGAAGAAGCGGAAAAUAUGUGUCGGAAUUGCAAUGAUUACUCUCGGAUUUCGGGAAAUUGUGCCAAUUGUCCUCGUGAACUGUGCGAAUUGUGCGGCGUUUCGUGUGAAAAGUGUGACGAGUUCAUUUGUGUGACUUGUGUUCAGUUUUUUGGCUGCAAUAUAAAUAACGAAAUUCCAUGUUGUGAGAAGUGCAAGUCUUUCUCUUAGAUGCAAUAUUUAUCUCUAAAUCCACAAAAAAUCAGUCAUUUAGUAAUUAAGCAAAGAAAAAAAAGUUCAUACAUUUAGUUACAAUUUAUUUAUUUUUUACUCUUAAUUUUUCGAAACGAAUUAAACAAAAAAUUUGAAGAUUCAAGGCACUUUUAAGAACUGAAAAUUCAUUUUUAUACAAAUUUUUUUUAUAUUUAAUAAAUUGAAACUUAUAUAAUGGUAUAAAUAAUAAUUAAUCAUUACACCUAAAAACUGGUAUUUAUAAAAUCAACAAGUUGUUCGUGUUAUUUUGGCUAACCUUAUAAAUUAAAAAUAAAAACUUAAUAAAAAGCAUUCCUUAUGCUUGUUGAUAGUCAUGUGAGACCCCUAUUCCCAAUUUUGCAUUAAAUUAAAAAUUAUUCGUCUAGUUCUAGUCGUUUCUUUUUCAGAUACUGCUUCUAAUUUUUUCUCUUUUUUUAAUUUUAAAGCA
Molecule: messenger RNA, 1081 nt
Organism: Culicoides brevitarsis
Lineage: Eukaryota; Metazoa; Arthropoda; Insecta; Diptera; Ceratopogonidae
Exons: 3
Coding region: 121-612 (163 amino acids)
Source: RefSeq, a predicted model, not a curated record